This is a messenger RNA of Folsomia candida, 1614 nucleotides long. RefSeq lists its product as uncharacterized. The transcript has a single exon. The record is from RefSeq and is a predicted model, not a curated record. Lineage: Eukaryota; Metazoa; Arthropoda; Collembola; Entomobryomorpha; Isotomidae. Bases 1 to 1614 code for a protein of 537 amino acids.
AUGGAUAGAACUGAGUAUGACCAAAAAUGUUUAGACAUGCUGUCAACACCAACUUACGCAACCAAACCUAUAGACCCUUCGCCACAUUAUGAAAAGAAAAUCAGUCAAGUUUAUUUGAAUCUCAAGAAGGCAAAUAAAUUAUCGGAACAGGAAUACAGAACAAUUAUUCCUCGUUACUCAUCAACACCAAUUUUUUAUGGACUUCCUAAAGUUCAUAAAAAGGAUAUACCAUUACGACCAAUUGUGGACUUUCAACGCUCACCAUCUUUCAAACUUGCCACUUAUCUUAACACCAUACUUAAGACCAUUUCGAAGAAAAAAUAUGCCAUCAAAAAUUCAUAUGAAUUUGUGGAUCGAAUUAGUACUGUAAAAGUCAAACCUGGAUAUAUCCUAGUCUCCUUCGAUGUGACCUCAUUAUAUACAAAUGUUCCUCAACAACAUACAUUAAAUUACAUUAAGAAAAGAUUAAAGGAAGAAACAAAAUGGAAACAAAUUACAAAUCUAGAAGAAGAAGACAUACUCCAACUUCUCAUGUUAUGUCUGGAAUGCAGCUACUUCUCAUUCCGGAACAUAAUUUAUUAUCAAAAAGAUGGCGUCCCAAUGGGUUCCCCGGUUUCACCAAUUUUUGCAGAUCUAUUUAUGGAGAGUUUGGGAGAUGAAAUUGUUCCAUCAACUCCUUUCAUCUCUUACUGGAAUAGAUAUGUGGAUGACAUCUUUGCUAUCAUAAAGGGAAGAAAAUGUAAUGACAUCCUCAAUAAAUUGAACAAUAUCAACGCUUCUGUUAAUUUCACAAUGGAAAUAGAAAAUGAUGGCAAGUUAGCUUUCCUAGAUGUGGACUUAUCAAGAAAUCCGGAUAACACACUAUCCCGUAAAGUCUACCGCAAGAGCACACACACUAACCGUUAUCUGCACUUCUCAUCAUAUCAUCACAUUUCACACAAAAUCUCUGUAGCGGAUGCAUUAUUAUAUAGAGCCUUCAAAAUAUGUGAUGUCCAAUCCAUUGAAGAAGAACCUAACCACAUAACAAAAAUGCUAAGGAACAAUGGUUAUCCAGCGUCCCUCAUUCAAAAAAGACAGACCAAGAUGAAAGAAAAACUGCUUAAUUUCCAACAAAAUCUUAAUCAACUAAAUGAUCCACCAUCACGUUUUGUCCUUCCCUAUCUAGGUCCAGUUACAAGUAGACUGACAGAUUUCCUUAGAAGGAAGACCAAUUUUGAAUUCGGUUACACCCCAGGAAUUAAAAUCAGGACGCUCCUCAGCUCCCAUAAGGACAAAAAACCAAAACGGUCCUUCGGAAUCUACCGAAUUCCAUGUCAUGGUUGUCCUGACCAAUAUAUAGGAGAAACAAAACGGACCCUGGAUAUUCGAGUUAAAGAACAUAAAAGGGAUCUCAGGAAGAUGACCGAAACCUCAUCCUUUGUCCAACAUGUAACAGACAACCCAAACCAUCGAAUCAACUUUGAUGAUGCAAAGAUCAUUCAUUUCGAGGCCAGAUACUUCGCCAGAAAAUUCAAGGAAGGCCUAUACAUCAACGCUAAACAGCGAGCAAUGAAUCAAAAUGAUGGAAUGCAUCUCAAUCCAAUUUGGACUCCAACUCUCCUUCCUUUAUUAUAA